GUCUCUUUUUGAGUCCAACCCUUUUUCAACUUCUUAUCUAUUGCAUCUUGUUUACGUAGCUUGCUGCAAGCCUGCAACUGAUUCUCCUUUCUUCUUCAACACAUCAAAAUGCUACUUUUUCUCUCUACAACGGCGAUUCCAACAAUUUCCCGCAUAAAACUCCUUCCAAAACCAUUACUUUUCACAUCUCUCCGCAGAAUCCAAUUCCCGCAUAAAUAUUCUACCCGCACCGUCUCUUGCAUACAAAACCCAACUCCAAAACGCAAUGGAGAUAUUGUCGUUUUGGGCAUCGAAACUAGCUGCGACGACACUGCCGCCGCUGUUGUGAGAAGUGACGGUGAAAUUCUGAGCCAGGUGAUAUCUUCUCAGGCAGAUCUGCUUGUGAAGUAUGGAGGAGUUGCUCCAAAAAUGGCAGAAGAAGCUCACUCACAAGUGAUAGACCAGGUUGUGCAAGAAGCCCUUGAUAAAGCUUAUAUGACUGAGAAGGAUCUUACCGCAGUUGCUGUUUCUAUUGGUCCUGGUUUAAGUCUCUGCCUUCGUGUAGGGGUGCAGAAGGCUCGGAGAAUUGCUGGGGGCUUUAAUUUACCAAUUAUUGGCAUCCAUCACAUGGAGGCUCAUGCUCUAGUGGCUAGGUUAAUUGAGAAAGAUUUGCAGUUUCCAUUCAUGGCCCUACUUAUUUCAGGGGGACAUAAUCUACUCAUUCUUGCACGUGAUCUUGGCCAAUACAUACAACUUGGAACUACAAUAGAUGAUGCUAUUGGCGAGGCUUAUGACAAGUCAGCAAAAUGGCUUGGACUUGAUUUGAGCAGAAGUGGUGGUCCUGCUAUAGAAGAGCUUGCUAGAGAGGGCAAUGCUAAAUCAGUCAGUUUCUCUAUUCCAAUGAGGCAGCACAAAGAUUGCAACUUCUCGUAUGCUGGUCUAAAAACCCAAGUAAGACUGGCAAUUGAGUCCAAAAAGAUUGAUGCCAAAAUUCCUAUUUCUUCUGCAAGUUAUGAAGAUCGGUUGUCACGAGCUGACAUUGCUGCUUCUUUUCAGCGAAUUGCAGUGUUACAUCUCGAGGAAAGGUGUGAACGAGCAAUACAGUGGGCAUUGAAGAUGGAGCCUUCUAUAAAACACUUGGUUGUCUCUGGUGGUGUUGCAUCAAAUCAAUAUGUCCGGGCUCGGCUUGAUACGGUUGUGAAGAAGAAUGGCCUGCAACUUGUAUGCCCUCCUCCCCGGCUUUGUACUGACAAUGGUGUAAUGGUUGCUUGGACUGGUAUUGAGCACUUUCGCGUGGGAAGAUAUGACCCUCCACCUCCUGCAGAAGAUCCAGAAGACUUUGUGUAUGAUAUACGCCCAAGGUGGCCGUUGGGGGAAGAAUAUGCUGAAGGAAGAAGUGAAGCUCGCUCCGUAAGAACUGCACGCAUUCAUCCUUCUCUUACAUCUCUAAUUCAAGCAUCAUUGCAACAGUGACAUGGCAUGAACUUUGUGUUGCUUCAGCCUCUUUAAGUCUAUUUCUUGGACUUUUCUCUGAUUGCGCAAAUGACAUGUUUGGCUGAAUUUUCAAGAAUAUAUAUAGCAGCUUUGCAAGUUUGAUUCUUUUCCUGGGGAAACUAGCCAUUUGAAUCAAACAAUAUACAAGAAGCCAAAACAUGUAACAGCAGGGAAAACCUCACAAUUUUGGUUGGAAGAGAUGUAAAUUGAUUGCUACAAGCAAUAACCAAAAUUGUAUUACUUAAAAGGGGAAAAAGGAAGGAAUUAUUCUGCAUUUGUGCCUUAUUCUUUAUGAAAUUUGUAAUUAAAGGGCUUGUACUAUUUAGUUCUUUUUGUUUUGGUCUAUAUACCUUCAUUGUUCAAAAAUUACUUUCAAACUCAUUAAUUUGAAUCUAGUCGUGUGGAUCCAAACAUUUUCAAGAGUUUAAUAGAUACGUUCUAUCGGUGUAAAUUAAUUUUAUACUGAUAUUCAAUAGGAA
Trifolium pratense (red clover) is the source of this 1952-nucleotide messenger RNA. RefSeq names its product probable tRNA N6-adenosine threonylcarbamoyltransferase, mitochondrial. Gene Ontology annotation, cellular component: mitochondrion. The record is from RefSeq and is a predicted model, not a curated record. NCBI's taxonomy places the organism in Eukaryota, Viridiplantae, Streptophyta, Magnoliopsida, Fabales, Fabaceae. Bases 109 to 1452 code for a protein of 447 amino acids. Gene Ontology annotation, biological process: tRNA threonylcarbamoyladenosine modification. The transcript has 13 exons.